AUGGUAUAUUGUUUGGACAGUGAUAAACAGGACCUACCAGUACUAUACUGGUUUGGGGAAAAUAUAAGAGAGAAAUUAAAAAGAAGGAUUUUGGAUUAUGCAGCAGUGUUUGUUGUGGGCAAAGGGAGUAAUGCAUUAGAGCGUGGUAUCUGUGUCCAUAUGGCUGCCUUCAUGGGUAGUAGUGACAUGGACAAAACCCCAAAAGAGAAGGAGUCUAAGACACCUCCAGCUACAUCACAGGAGCAGUCUCCGACAACUGGCUUGGCGACUAUUAAUCCUGACUGGUCUAACUUUCAGACAUAUUCUCCUAUACCUCCACAUGGUUUCUUGGCAUCAAGUCCCCAAGCCCACCCAUAUAUGUGGGGUGUCCAGCAUAUAAUGCCUCCCUAUGGCACCCCACCACAUCCCUAUGUAGCAAUGUAUCCCCAUGGUGGGAUUUAUGCCCAUCCAUCCAUUCCUCCGGGAUCUUAUCCUUUCAGUCCUUUUGCCAUGGCUUCUCCAAAUGGUAUUGCAGAUACUUCUGGAAAUACCCCAGGAAGCAUUGAAGUUGGUGCUAAACCUCCUGAGGUGAAGGAAAAAUUGCCAAUCAAAAGAUCAAAAGGAAGUGCCAGUGGGGGUAGUUUGAAUAUGUGGAUUACAGGAAAAAAUAAUGAACUUGGUAAAACACCAGGAGAAUCUGCUAAUGGGAUUCAUUCCAAAAGUGGUGAGAGUGCAAGUGACGGAACUAGUGAAGGAAGUGACGAGAAUUCCCAUAAUGACUCGCAAUUGAAAUCCGGGGAGAGACAGGACUCUUUUGAAGAUGAACCAUCUCAAAAUGGAAGUUCGGUACAUGCUCCUCAAAAUGGUGUACAUAUUCGACCUCAGACACUAGUUAACCAAACUAUGCCUAUCAUACCCAUGUCUACUGCAAGUGCUCCUGGAGCAGUUCCUGGUCCCACUACUAAUUUAAAUAUAGGAAUGGAUUAUUGGGGCACACCAACUUCAUCCACCAUUCCUGCACUGCAUGGAAAGGUUUCUUCCGCUGCAGUUGCUGGAGGGAUGAUUACUGCUGGGUCACGAGAUGGUGUUCAGUCACAAAUUUGGCUCCAGGACGAAAGAGAACUUAAAAGACAAAGGCGGAAGCAGUCUAAUAGAGAAUCUGCACGCAGAUCCAGGUUACGGAAGCAGGCCGAAUGUGAUGAACUAGCCCAGCGUGCUGAUGCUUUGAAAGAAGAAAAUGCCACUCUCCGAACCGAAGUGAGCAGGAUCAGGAGUAACUACGAGCAGCUACUUUCUGAGAAUGCCUCCCUCAAGGAGAGACUUGGGGAGAUACCUGGUGUUGCUACACCUGGGAACGAGGAUGUUAGGUCUGGCCAAAAUGAUCAGCAUGUUAGUAAUGACACUCAACAAAGUGAUCAAAAAGAGACUGUGCAGGGUGUUCAUUAG
Molecule: messenger RNA, 1425 nt
Organism: Sphenostylis stenocarpa
Lineage: Eukaryota; Viridiplantae; Streptophyta; Magnoliopsida; Fabales; Fabaceae
Source: the annotation of a GenBank genome assembly